Messenger RNA from Sinocyclocheilus rhinocerous, 2482 nucleotides. Its product is annotated as melanotransferrin-like. The coding region runs from base 78 to 2249 and encodes 723 amino acids. NCBI's taxonomy places the organism in Eukaryota, Metazoa, Chordata, Actinopteri, Cypriniformes, Cyprinidae. The transcript is spliced from 16 exons. Gene Ontology annotation, cellular component: extracellular region; recycling endosome; plasma membrane. The record is from RefSeq and is a predicted model, not a curated record. Gene Ontology annotation, biological process: iron ion transport.
UGGUUUGGACUUCAGACUCAGACAGACUCAGAUAUAAAGCUACAACACACUAACAUCUGCGCACUCUUGAGUCAGAGAUGGACACCUGGGCUUUUCUAAGCAUUCUGCUAGCGAUCACGCAUUAUGUGUCAGGGCAGAGUACGAUAAGAUGGUGCACUAUUUCUCCUGCGGAGGAGUCCAAAUGUAAAGCAAUGGCUCAGGCCUUCACCAGUGCUGCAAUUCGACCAGCGCUACAGUGCGUCCGCGUCUCAUCUAAAGCCGAUUGCGCUCAAAAACUAACCAAAAAAGAAGUUGAAGCCUUUUCAGCUAGUGCUAACGAAAUAUACGACAUUGGCAAGCAUGCCAGGUUCAAAAUUGCAGCUGGAGAAUCUGGAGCAGAUGGGAAAGGAAUAACAUACUACGGUGUUGCUGUGGUUAAAAGGGCAAAUUCAGCCAUCAACAUCAACAAUCUGAAGGGGAAGAAGUCUUGUCACACUGGCAAGCACCGCACAGCUGGCUGGACUGUCCCUCUGGGGUAUUUGAUUGACAGUGGAAUGAUGUCAGCCAUGGGCUGCAACAUCCCUCAAGGGGUUGCUGACUUCUUUAACGCCAGCUGUAUCCCGGGGGCUAAAGAUGACCCUGCGUCCCUGUGUCAGCUGUGUGUGGGAGAUAAAACAGGAAACUAUAAGUGUGACGAAAGCAUUGAAGAGCAGUAUUAUGCAUAUAAUGGAUCAUUCAGGUGCUUGGUUGAGAAUGCAGGUGAUGUCGCCUUUGUGAAGCACACAACUGUAAGCGAGAAUACUGAUGGUCAGGGCGAAUCAUGGGCUCAAGGCUUGCACUCUGAGGACUAUCAGCUCCUGUGUCGGGACGGCACCCGCAGUCCAGUCAGAGAUUAUGAGAAAUGCCAUCUUGCUCGAGUCCCAUCGAGGGGGAUUGUUGUCCACACUGACAUCAGCAGUUCAGUGGUUUACAACAUGUUGCGUGAGGGACUGCAAAAGUCUGGGUUCCCCAUGUUCUCCUCAGCAGGCUUUGAUGGAACAAACUUGUUGUUCAGUGACGCUUCAACCACAUUUAUCCAAGCUGGAAAUGAAAACUACAUCGAAUGGAUGGGCCAAUACUAUUACAUACUGAGAGCUAUGGACUGCUUAGAGUCAGAUGUUCCCUCUCAACUACGCUGGUGUGUCCUGUCUCAUGGAGAGCAGCAAAAAUGUACAGACAUGGCUGUGGCUUUCAAAAGCAAAAAUUUGAUUCCUGAUAUUCAGUGUAUCUAUGGUGCAUCUGUGGAGGACUGUAUGAAGAAAGUACAAAACAAGGAAGCUGAUGCCAUCACUCUUGACGGAGGUUACAUCUACACAGCGGGGAAGAGUUUUGGUUUGAUACCUGCUGUUGGGGAGAGCUAUACAGGAGACACUGACGGAAGUAUUUAUUAUGCUGUGGCUGUGCUGAGGAGGAGCAACAGAGACAUCCAGAGAUUCAGUGACCUCAAGAGCAAGCGCUCCUGUCACACAGGUUUUGGAAGGACUGCAGGCUGGAACAUUCCCAUGGGUCUGCUAAUAGAAAAAGGCAUCAUCAGACCGCAGACAUGCCAAGUGGCCCAAGCGGCUGGGGAGUUCUUUGAAUCAGCCUGUGUACCUGGAGCCAAUCAGAAAGGUUUCCCCAGUAACCUGUGUGAGCAGUGCAUUGGAGACUCCAGUGGUCAGAACAAGUGUGAAAAAGGAAAGGACCUAUACGAUGGUUACGAUGGAGCCUUCAGGUGCCUUGUUGAAGAUCAUGGUGAUGUGGCCUUUGUCAAACAUUCCACUGUAUUCCAGAACACGGAUGGAAACAAUACAGAUUUUUGGGCGGUACACCUGGAUUCCCGUGAAUUUCAGCUGCUUUGUUCUCAGGAGUCUCGUGCUGAAGUCACUCAGUACACUAAGUGCAACCUGGCCCGUGUCCCUUCUCACGCUGUUAUGAUAAGACCCGAUACCAACCACCACGUCAUCUUUGGCCUCCUGGACAAAGCCCAGAAUUUCUUUGGAGUUAAUGCUGCCUCAGGCUUCAAUAUGUUUGACUCCAAACCCUAUGAGGGAUCCGACCUGAUUUUCAAGGACUCAACUAUCACUUUAAUUGGCGUGGGAGAGAGGAAGACUUAUGAGGAGUGGCUUGGCCAGAGCUACCUGGAUGCCGUAAUAGCCAUGGAGUGUUCAGCUUCAUCAACAGUGUUUUCCUCAUCCUCACUAUUGCUGAUGUCCAUUAUGAGCUUCCUAGUGUCUCUGUUGGCUUUGUAGCGGGUCUGCCAGCCACAGCAGGGGUCCCGGCGACUUCAUCCCUUCUUGACUCUGACCUUCAUACACAUGCUGAUAUUUCUAUUAUUUAGAUGAUUCAAGUUCAAAUAAAACGGCUAAAUCUAAAACUACAAUAUGCUUAAGCAAUAGCAAUGCCUUUUAUCUGGGAUUGUAAUGGUACAUAGUACAUAGUACGCUUCUAGUACGGCUGAUAAGAUAAGUGGGUCUAGGACAAU